ACACUCCCAGCUUGGUUCCUCUGGUGCAUUUUAAAGAUAAAAGGAUCCAUGAGAGAAACGUUCUCACACACACAGACACACACACUGAGACACCACUGUAGUCGCCUCUGUGCUGAAAAUGAAACAACCCCCAGCAGGAAACACAACAGGAAGGAGUGCGUAAAGUAGCUCUCUAAUCAUCCUGAGAAAGUUCAGUGCGCAGUGAAAGAUGGACUGCAAUGGAGGUGCUGAGAAGAAGACUUACAUGACCACGAUUACCUUGGAGAUGAAGCCGUCGGCAGCAUCUCCAACUCCAAGAUGUGAGACGAGGAGCAAUAAGAACGGGGCAGCACUGAAAGAUGAAGAGAAGACAGAUGUGGGCUCGUGUAAAGCCAUCAAUCCCAAGAGAAGAGCUGGCAGUGGAACAGGUCCUGUGGUUGAGUUUGUGGACUGUGUGGAGAAGGUGCAGGUUCGUGUUGGAGAGACGGCGCGACUUUCCUGCUCCUUCCACUGCUCAGGGCCUACAGCAUCCUGCUGGAUCCACAACAGGAAAAAGGCUGUGGUGGUUGGAGAUCGCACUUGCAUAGAGAGCAGCAACAGUGGCAGUGUCUUGACUAUCUCAGGAGUUCUUCCUUUGGACGUGGGAAACUACACUAUUUUUGUCCAAACUCGACGAGGCCUCGGUCAACAUACAAUUGUUCUCAGCAUUAACGAUCGACCGGAACGCCCCGCUUCGUGUCCAUACGUGUCCCAGCUGACUCCCAGUACUUUAGUUCUGUCCUGGAACGGACCGAGUUACGACGGCGGUUCACAAAUCACAGAUUACGUAGUAGAGAUGAAAAGUUUCGGUCCAGCUGAAUCUGGAGACUGGAGUGUCCUCACUUCCCACUGUAAGGACACAACGUACCAGGUCUGCUCAGGCCUUGACUCACAGGGCGAGUAUCGCUUCCGUGUACGAGCCUGCAAUGCAAUGGGGGUCAGCGACCCCAGCGAAGAGUCGGACUGCAUCAAGAUGGAUACAGCAGCGGACCCACAGGAGGAGCCGCUCCCACAAGUCGAAGUCGUUAUUGACACGGUGCACAAGGUCAAAGAUUGUUACAACAUCCAUGAAAAAUUGGGAGUAGGGAAGUUUGGCCAGGUGUUCCGGCUGACCCAUAAGGAGACGGGUUGCGUGUGUGCUGGAAAGUUCUACCGUGCGGUCGUGUCCAAGGACAAAGAAGCAGCUAGAGAUGAGAUCAAGCUGAUGAAGGAGCUGUUCCAUCCGAAGCUGGUGCAGUGCCUGGGAGCGUUCGACACCCGCUCAGAAAUCGUCUUGAUUAUGGAGUACAUUGCCGGUGGUGAGCUGUUUGAGCGUAUCGUGGAUGAUAAUUUCGAACACACAGAGCCCACCAGCAUGCAGUACAUGCGGCAGAUCCUGGAGGGUGUCCUGUAUCUUCACCGCAAGAACAUCGUUCACCUCGACCUGAAACCUGAGAACAUAGUGUGCCUUAAUGCCACAGGGACGCUCAUAAAGAUCAUCGACUUCGGCCUGGCCAGAAAACUCGAACCUGGAAAGCCUCUUAAGGUGAUGCACGGCACGCCCGAGUUUGUGGCUCCGGAGGUGGUGAGCUACGAGACGGUGGAUCUGGCGACCGACAUGUGGAGCAUCGGGGUGAUCUGCUACAUCCUACUGAGCGGAGAGUCGCCGUUUCAAGGAAGCACAGAUGUGGAGACUCUCGCUCUCGUCACCGCCGCGACCUGGGAGUUCAACCCCGAGUUCGAAGACAUCACUGACGAGGCCAAGGACUUCAUCUGCAAGCUGCUGAAGAAGGAGAAAAGGGAGCGGAUGUCAUGUGAGCAGUCUUUGGCUCAUCUGUGGAUGGACGCGUCCACUGGGAGAGUCACAAAAACCCUGAACAAAGACAAGAUGCGGCGUUUCCUGGCCAGGCAAAGAUGGCAGAAAACCGGUAAAGCCGUGCUGGCGCUGAAGAGGAUGGCACACCUCUCCAACAGAUCGGACGGCUCGGAUUCUCCUUCCGGACACAUCAACGACACUGCUCUGGGGAAGGAAGCUGCAGAGGCUGUUAGAGCUCUGGAGGAGAAGCUGAGGUGUGAGCCGAAUUUCCCACAAGCCCUUCAUGACCUUACAGAGCCCUGCGGCGCUACUGUACAUAUGGCCUGUAUCGUAGAAGGUUAUCCCGACCCGGAAGUGGUGUGGCUGCUGGGCGACAAACCUCUGGAGGAGACGGAGCGAGUCCAAAUGGAGUACAAAGAGGACGGGUUGUGUACGCUCACCCUCACUCGGGUGCAGCCCAGGGAUUCUGGGAUGUACAAGAUCCGAGCCUCUAACCACCUGGGCCAGGCACUGUGUUCGGCGAGGCUCACUGUGGCCAACUAGAGGAGUGGAGCUUUUAAGAAAUAAAAAAAAAACAAGCGGGAACAGUUGUGUAGAGCAUUCGAGUGAGCGACUUGAACUUGAUCUCAGCGGGUCAUGAUUGAGGGACACCUGACCACAGAGGCACUUUGUCGCACGACUCACCGAGCAAGAGAGAUCCUUUCUUCUUCUUCUUAAUAUUUUUAUCACUAUUCUCAUUUUAGGGCACAUCUAUCUUUUGCAUUUGGCAUUAUUAACUGUUCUUUAAACUUCUAUCUAGUGAAGUGUUCACAAUAUGCACUGACCGCUUGAUUUAAUUAGCUGACUACCUGCUGCAGAACGUCCGUCUAUAGACCUUGACAUGCUUUUCUGCUCACUGUGGUUGUAAAGAGUGAUCACUUGGGUUACAGUAGCCUUCCUGUCACCUCUUACCAAAAAGGUGUUUCUACUUGCUCAGGGGUUUGUUUUUCCACAUUAUUCUGUUGUAUAUGAAAGUCCUAGAAGAUCAGCAGCUCCUAGGUGUUAAAGGUGUUCCUGAUCUGUUAAAGUGGUCCGUAAAUGUAUGUACACACGUGAAGCUGUAUUUUAUAUAAACUCAUGACAGUGUAAAGAUUUUUAUUUAAUAAAGAAUUGAAUU
Hemibagrus wyckioides is the source of this 2969-nucleotide messenger RNA. RefSeq names its product myosin light chain kinase, smooth muscle-like. Gene Ontology annotation, biological process: protein phosphorylation. NCBI's taxonomy places the organism in Eukaryota, Metazoa, Chordata, Actinopteri, Siluriformes, Bagridae. The coding region runs from base 209 to 2356 and encodes 715 amino acids. The record is from RefSeq and is a predicted model, not a curated record. Gene Ontology annotation, molecular function: protein kinase activity; protein binding; ATP binding. The transcript has 14 exons.